Anopheles merus is the source of this 1467-nucleotide messenger RNA. RefSeq names its product alpha-tocopherol transfer protein-like. The coding region runs from base 96 to 1040 and encodes 314 amino acids. Gene Ontology annotation, cellular component: membrane. Gene Ontology annotation, molecular function: phosphatidylinositol bisphosphate binding. The transcript is spliced from 3 exons. The record is from RefSeq and is a predicted model, not a curated record. Lineage: Eukaryota; Metazoa; Arthropoda; Insecta; Diptera; Culicidae.
CGCAGGAGCGUUAGCACAGUUUCUAUUUCGAGUCUGACUGACCUACGGUACUGUUGUUAGUGUGGCUGUGGUUUGCUAGACUUUAUCAACCCAUAAUGUCUAACAUUCGCCCCAUUUCUCAACAAUUAAAAGAGGUCGCUAAAAGGGAACUCAACGAAGACGAGUCCCAAGUGGACAGCUAUUUAAAAGUGAUCAGAUCGUGGCUAAUCGAGCUGGACCUGCAGUGCAGUCUUGUCGAUGAUCAGUUUUUGGUGGCAUUUUUGCGAGGGUGCAAAUUUAGUCUCGAGAAGGUGAAGAAAAAGAUUCUUCUGUUUUAUCAAACCCGUUCCGAGCUACCACAAAUCAUCCAAAACCGCGAUCCGUUGGGUAGUGAUGUGCUUAGAAUUAUACGCAUGGGUGUGGGGGUCCCAUUGCCAGAAACAGAGAAACCAACGGAUCCGAAAUUAUUCAUAAUACGUGUUGGCUGUUUCGAUGUCAACCAGUGUACAUUUGCUGACAUCAUAAAGGUGGGUACAAUGAUCAACGAUAUUCUGAUGCGCGAUGAUGACCAAAUGGUGAUCUGUGGGAUGGCGCUAAUCAUCGAUCUCAAGGGAGUCACUGCCAACCAUUUGAUGCACUUCGAGAUGGAUCUGUUGCGUAAAGUGGCUAUCUUAAAUCAGGAUGCUUCACCACUGCGCAUGCAAGGCAUCCACAUACUCCAUCCACCGCCUGGAGCACAAACGGCGUUAAACAUUUUCAAUGGACUACUGUCGGAGAAAAAUCAGCACAAAAGAAUUUAUACACACGGGCGAGAUCUGAAAUCACUGUAUCAGCAUUUCUCGCCUGCAAUACUUCCCAAGGAGUACGGCGGUGAUCUGGAAUCGAUCGAUACACUCGCAAAGCAAUGGGAAUUUAAAUUGGCAGACAAUCGCAGUUACCUCUUUGAUAUGGCUUUAUUGACCUCACAUCCUUGUUCUUCGCCAUCCUCGGAAUUGAAAAAUGGUUCCACACAACGCAGCUUCGGAACCGAAGGCAGUUUUAGAAAGCUAGACUUCGACUAGGUGGAAAAACAUUAAUGCAAGUCAAGGUUAUAUUUUGAAUUGAGCGUUGCUUUUUCAAUGGAUUCUGUAAUUAAAAUGUAACACUAUUUAUAUAAUUUAAUUCAGUUCGGCUUCCAAAGAUAGCUAUCUAUUAUUAAAACACAUCGAACUAUGCUUGAUUUUCACAUUUGUGUCAGUACUGAAAAAUCCACAAUCUACACAAGUUGCAUGAGAAGCACGACAAACGAAAAGCUAGACCCUGAUAUGUAAAAUAUACAAGUGACAUAGCCAUGGACUAAAUAUGUGGAAAUUUAUUUAAAAAAACAUGAUAAAUGUCCGGAAUUUGAAUCAACAUCGUUUUUAUGCCGAUUCUCUAUAUUAUCAAAUAUGUUCUUGUUUAUAUCUUGAAAACAGAUACCCGAUAAGUUUCCCAUUUUUUUAUGUUAAA